Hyla sarda is the source of this 517-nucleotide messenger RNA. It is a transcript of the gene TAF13, whose product is annotated as TATA-box binding protein associated factor 13. Gene Ontology annotation, molecular function: protein heterodimerization activity. The record is from RefSeq and is a predicted model, not a curated record. Gene Ontology annotation, cellular component: transcription factor TFIID complex. Lineage: Eukaryota; Metazoa; Chordata; Amphibia; Anura; Hylidae. Gene Ontology annotation, biological process: transcription by RNA polymerase II. The coding region runs from base 53 to 427 and encodes 124 amino acids. The transcript has 4 exons.
CGCCGGAAGUCGCUGUAGCCCAGAGCGGAAGUUGUCGCUUAGAGACGAAAACAUGGCGGAUGAAGACGAGGAUCAGACCUUUGAGGAGGAGAAUGAUGACCUCGGAGCCGGAGCGGAAGGGGGCUCGGGGCGCAGGAAGCGGCUCUUCUCUAAGGAACUGCGCUGUAUGAUGUACGGCUUUGGGGAUGAUCAGAACCCAUAUACAGAGUCUGUGGACAUCCUGGAGGACCUGGUGAUCGAGUUCAUUACAGAGAUGACCCAUAAAGCCAUGUCUAUCGGGCGCCAGGGCCGGGUCCAGGUGGAGGACAUCGUGUUCCUGAUACGGAAGGACCCGCGCAAGUUCGCAAGAGUGAAGGACCUGCUGACCAUGAACGAGGAGCUGAAGAGAGCCAGGAAGGCCUUCGAUGAGGCCAACUAUGGCUCCUAGAGGCCCAGACCGGCGGGCGCUGACUGGGGAGCAAUUGCCAUGGCAACAGUCACAAUUUUUUUAAAAAAUUUUUUUUUUAUUUAAAUGCUC